Messenger RNA from Alternaria rosae, 791 nucleotides. Its product is annotated as HSP20-like chaperone. The transcript is spliced from 2 exons. Lineage: Eukaryota; Fungi; Ascomycota; Dothideomycetes; Pleosporales; Pleosporaceae. Bases 132 to 704 code for a protein of 190 amino acids. Gene Ontology annotation, cellular component: cytoplasm. The record is from RefSeq and is a predicted model, not a curated record. Gene Ontology annotation, biological process: protein folding.
GCAUGGUGGAGCUUGCGCUUGCGUCGGGCUUGCUGCGAACGAUGGAUCGGCGGAGGAGCGUCAUCGUGUCCCGCCCACGCUCCCCUCCCAAACACUGAAACUUUUACCAACACGCCGCCAAACACGCCGCCAUGUCUGCCUCACCCCCACCUGAAGAGCGUGAGAAGGCCGACGCCGAGGUCCGCGCAAAGGAGCAGGCCGAGCAGGCCGCCCUGCCCUACAAAUGGGACCAGACCAUCAAGGACCUGGACAUCGCCAUCACCAUUGAUGGCAAGUACAAGGGCAAGGACCUGGACGUCAAGAUUACCCGCAACGCGCUCAAGGCCGGCAUCAAGGGCCAGGAGCCUUUCAUCGACGGCGAGCUGCCUCAUGCCAUACGCGUCGACGACUCCACCUGGACACUGACCUCCGUCGGAUCCCAGAAAGAGAUCUCCAUCCACCUCGACAAAGUGAACCAGAUGGAGUGGUGGGCCCACGUCGUUACCACAGCGCCCAAGAUCGACACCUCCAAGAUCCAGCCCGAGAACAGCAAACUGGGCGACCUCGACGGAGAGACACGGGGCAUGGUGGAGAAGAUGAUGUUUGACCAGAGGCAGAAGGAACAAGGAAAGCCCACGAGUGACGAGCAGAAGAAGGCGGAUAUCCUGGAGCAGUUCAAGAAGCAGCAUCCCGAGAUGGACUUUUCAAACGCGAAAAUGGGCUGAGUUCGGAUAACGAGCUCCUAAGAUGAAAAUUUAUACCCCCAAGAAAAGGCUGUCAACCAGAUAGGCCAAAAGAGAUAUUACACAAGC